Molecule: messenger RNA, 1298 nt
Organism: Ipomoea triloba (trilobed morning glory)
Lineage: Eukaryota; Viridiplantae; Streptophyta; Magnoliopsida; Solanales; Convolvulaceae
Exons: 3
Coding region: 16-1125 (369 amino acids)
Biological process (GO): protein refolding
Cellular component (GO): cytoplasm
Source: RefSeq, a predicted model, not a curated record
UUUGGGUAUUUGACAAUGAUACGGAUUGAGAGGGUGACUGCUCUGUUCCACACAUGGCCCAAUCCAAACCGCAGUCAUAAACUCUACACCUUUCCUGCCUGUGACGCUAGCAUCCCUCCAUUUCCCAGUUUCAAGAGCUCCACAAUGAGAACUCAGAUUAUCGACCAUGGAGUUGUGAACCAGCCGACGCCGAGCAUGCAGGCGUAUCUCUUAUGGCGCCCCACCUCCAUAGACAGAGCUGGGGGAACCAAUCGGAACUUACUCAUCGCUCCAUGGACCUGGCCAAUUACCAAUAGCUGCAUCGCCGUCCGCCGUCGGUGGGCGCCCCUCAUGGCAUCCGCCGCAAUCGGCGGCCGCCAGAACCACUACUCCGUUCUCGGCGUCUCUCCCACUGCUUCUCCCGCCGAUAUUAAGAAAGCCUAUCGUCUUCUCGCUCUCAAGUAUCAUCCUGAUGUUAGCAAGGAUUCCGGAGCUGAUCAGGCUUUCAAGAAAAUCCGCCUUGCAUAUGACGUAUUGUCAGAUGAAUCAACCAGAACCCAAUAUGAUAGGGCUCUCAAAUAUCAAGAAGACACGAGCAGGACAGUGGUGGGCAAUUGGGAUGACAACUUUGGAUAUGAAGAUGGGUCAAGGACCUAUAGGUGGGCUGAACUCAGACGAAAAAUGCAACAGGAGACAUAUUGGGAACAGUAUCACAAGAAAGAAAAUUUUUCUUUUUAUUAUGAAACAGAGGAUGGGUCAGAUGAAGAAAGUAUUGAUGACGAAAGAGGACCCUUUCAUGAAGUGCUUAGAUCUGCCUUUCUCUCUCUGUUCCUAAUGUACACAGUAGGCAUUCGGCUAUCUUUGACGUUUAGUAGCCUUAUGGCCUUGCUUGACCGGAAGUUGGAUGCCGGAUACAAAAUAGGUUAUGUGCUUGCUUGGGUACUGGGAGGCAGAGGUGGCAUUUUACUUACAUUAUGCCUUUCAUUUUCAAGUUGGCUGUGCGGAAAAACCAGCAGCAGCGUAGUCGUUCUGGUGGUCGUAGCCAUGUGGAUUGGCUCAAAUCUUGCAAGGUUUGCUCCGCUUCCGCAAGGUGCUAUUCUUACCCUCUUGUACAUGUCAAUCAAGUUACAAGUUGAUCUGAACUGACACUGCUGUCUGAGUUUAUGUGUGUAAAUAUGUUGAUGUCUUGCCUUGUCUUGUAUAAGAAGGAAGUAAGAUAAUUGUCUAGUGUAAAUUCAUGUCUUGGGUGUAGUCUCCACUCUCCAUUUCCUUCUGUUCACCUCUUUGAAUAAAUGGGAAAGUUUAUUCUUAUUCUCCAA